Messenger RNA from Lachnellula hyalina, 984 nucleotides. It is a transcript of the gene Rnaseh1, whose product is annotated as Ribonuclease H1. Gene Ontology annotation, molecular function: RNA-DNA hybrid ribonuclease activity; nucleic acid binding. Bases 1 to 984 code for a protein of 327 amino acids. Gene Ontology annotation, biological process: DNA replication, removal of RNA primer. The record is from RefSeq and is a predicted model, not a curated record. Lineage: Eukaryota; Fungi; Ascomycota; Leotiomycetes; Helotiales; Lachnaceae. The transcript is spliced from 2 exons.
AUGUCUCUCCCGCAAUCCCCAAAGGAGGUGAUCACCUACUUGCCAAACGGCAAGACGGUCUGCUUCGAUCAUCAUCUUAGAGUAUGCGGCAUCUGUUGUCUCGAUUUCACGGGUUGCGGAUCUGACGAAGAAUCUGAAGAAGAAUCCGAAGAAGAAGAGGAUGAUGAUGAAGGUUGUGUAUUCGUGCUGGCGGGGAGCAUGGCGAGAUUCAUCCCGCAAUGGGACGAACAAAUUCUCGGCCCAGCAAAUACAUCUAGAAUUGAGAAGGACUACGAGAACCCCCCAAAGCCAUUACCGCUUUCAAGCAUCUCGACAUACCACUGUCCAACUUGCCAGCUUACGUGGCUGGUUGGAAAGAGAGGAAGAAUAGCAGUCAGAUGUCAUCCAUCCCAUCACACCUACUCUCACACCUACCCACUACAUCACGCGUACUCUUCCGUUUAUGAGGGUACAGAUCGAUCGCUUCUUGUCUUUACCGACGGUGCUUGCUCUGGUAACGGCGCUCCAGAUGCCCGGGGUGGUUUAGGUGUUUUCUUCGGUCCCGGCUCCAAGUUCAACUUCUCAGAGCGCCUUUCGGAAUCCGGAGCCCAUACAAGCCAGAAAGCGGAAUUAGCUGCCGUAGCUCGUGCUUUGCAGACAAUUCGGUUCCAGGUCCUGCAGGCCCGUCAUAUUAUGGUCACAAACGCGGAAGGCGGUCACGACCUUCGCGCCGUGUCGGAUGUCCUGCGGCUAAGACUUAUAGUUGUGACUGAUUCGAGUUACAUUGUUGAAGGCAUGUGCUCCCACUUCCCAGAAUGGAAAGAGAAUAAGGAAGGCGUUCUUGUCAACAAGGCUGGAAAAGCCGUGGUGAAUUCUAAGGGAUUCUUGCGAUUGGAGGACGAAGUCCAGAGGCUGAGCAUGGUCGGGGUGCAGGUCGUUUAUUACCUCGUAUCCAGGGAGGAGAACAAGGAGGCAGACAUACUUGCAAAGGCAAGCACUGUAUAA